This is a messenger RNA of Anastrepha ludens (Mexican fruit fly), 4612 nucleotides long. RefSeq names its product rabphilin-1 (gene Rph). Gene Ontology annotation, cellular component: membrane. The transcript is spliced from 4 exons. NCBI's taxonomy places the organism in Eukaryota, Metazoa, Arthropoda, Insecta, Diptera, Tephritidae. Gene Ontology annotation, molecular function: small GTPase binding. Gene Ontology annotation, biological process: intracellular protein transport. The record is from RefSeq and is a predicted model, not a curated record. Bases 844 to 2826 code for a protein of 660 amino acids.
UGCUGUUUUUCGGCGCGUUCAAGUACGUUCGACUGUGCAACAGGCAAGUGUUUCGUCAAUGGCUCAGACUGGCAGUACUCCAGACACCGAUUGUUUAGUCAGGCACUCAGUAUAUUGUCGUCGAUUGAAGAGGGCGUUUCACAGACGCCAAAGAACGGAAAAAUAUCAGAAAUGUGUAGAAGAAAAAAAUUCGCCAAAAAUAGCAAAAAUAUAUUAAAAAAAGUAUAAAGCCUUGCGGUAAAGCUUAGUGUCAUAUUUAUAUGUAAAAAUAAUUAAUUUAUAAAAAAAAAAUAUAGCAAAUAAAUUAUAUUGAAAAAGUUAAAAAAAAAAAGUUACAAAAAAAAAAUGUGCGUGACUUAAACGAAUAUUUAAAACUUCAAUUGUGCUAAAUACGCAUAAGUCUUCGAUGUAUAUAUGCAGUAAUGUCCUUUUCGCUUGCACCAGCUGUAGCUGCGCCAAAAAGUAUACUAUUGUUUGAAUAUGUGUGUGUGUGGGCGUGUGCAUAACUUUUGCGGCAACCACUUGUGAAUAUCGAAAUAUUGUAUGUAUUUUCAAGGCAAAUAGCGCUUAACACAACAAAAAUUGUUGAAAAUAACCCAACAACAAUAACAAUUAUCGCAAGACACUGCACGCAAAAUCAAUCAUACGCAGUGGUGUGUGCAGCAACAACAACUACAAUAGAGGCGAGGUCGCAACUGACAACAGUUAACAGUGACACAUUGUAGCACAGCAGCAACAACAAUAACAAUAGGUAAUAGUACAACUCUCGUCUCCGCGAACGCACCAACAGGCUGUCGCCGUUACCAUCACUCGUGCCGCCGCCGCUUAUUUACACUGCAGGAAAUGGAUUUCCACAGCCACAACAACACAGGCGGAAAUAAGUUUGUCUGCCCCAGCGACAGGCAACUGGCAUUGAGAGCAAAAUUACGUGCCGGUUGGAGCAGCUCGAAAAGUAACGAGCCCUUGCGGCCUGACGAACAGGCUGCCAUCAUCUCGGUCAUACGCCGCAAUGAGGAGAUAGAGAUUGCUGAGCGCCAGCGCGUCGGACGUCUGGUGGAUCGUGUGGAGAAGAUAAAACAGCGCGCCGUGGAACGCGGUCCGAAUUGUUGCCGACUAUGUGGCGACACUUUCGGACUGCUGCGUUCGACGCGCAUCAUUUGCGAGGAUUGCAAGAAGUUUGUGUGUACCAAGUGUAGCGUGGACAUUAAUAUACGCUACCACACCACUGAUCGUACGCGCGAAAUUUGGUUGUGUCGCAUCUGCUCGGAAACGCGUGAAAUGUGGAAGAAAUCGGGUGCGUGGUUUUUCAAAGGGCUUCCAAACUAUGACGCACCCAGCAGCACUAGUUCAACGCCCACACGCCAAACAGCGACUGGCGGCGCUAUGUCUGAUGUGCUACUGCCACCGCGUGGCGCACAAAGUUGUAACAAUACACCCACGCGCAAUGUGCGCGUAAAGAAGCUCACAAUACACGUUGACGAUAGCAGUAGUUCGGAAGAAGACGCCAACUGCGGCGGCGGUGGUGGUGGUGAUGUUGUGGACGGCGCCAUAAGCACUGUAUGCGCUGCAGCGUCAUCAGCAGCAGCAAGCGUACCCAAUAGAAAUGCUGUGAAUACUGAUGUGUCACCGCCGGCAACACGCAUGCAGCGUGAGGAUAGCUUUCGACUGCGCACUUUCGGUUCUAUACGCAGCUUUAUUGAUAGCGGCGAGCGCAAACUUUCUAAUUCCUUCUUUGCCAAUCGUCAAGCGGCCAGAUCAGAGUACAGUCAGCCGGAAUAUGAUAGCAUAUCAACUGCAUCGACUGUCACUUCGGUGAACAAUAGACGCGAAAGCAACAGUAAUUACACACGCCGCAGUUCCGUCUCAUCGUCAUGGUCGAUUAGUGAAGAGAGCUCGUCGGGCAACUCGGCUGCCACGAGCAGUCAAGUGCACAGUCACAAUCAGGUGAAUUUACACUGCCGCGAGUUGCUUGGCUGGCUAGAGGUAGCAGUUAACUAUCGUGAGAGCGUACACAGCUUGGACUGUAUAAUGGUAAGGGCGCGCGACUUGCCCGCCAUGGAUGCGGCUGGUUUGACGGAUCCCUUUUGCAAGUUGAACAUUGUGACGCCAGAGGGUACGACCAAAUACACACGUUGGCUACGCACGAAAACAGUGCAUAAGACGCGCAAUCCGGAAUUCAAUGAGACGUUGCAAUUUGUAGGUGUCGAACCGGAAGAGUUGGUUAGUUCGUCGCUGUACGUAGCGAUCUUUGAUGACGAUAAGUAUGGCUAUGAUUACUUGGGAGGGGCUAAAAUUGCGCUAUCGGCGGUGCACAAUACCAAUCAGUAUCGAAUUUCUGUGCCGCUGGGCGGUGAAGAUCAAUAUAGCAAUGAGGCUGAAAUGUCACAGGAAUGGCCACAUGGAAAAAUUUUGAUUUCCCUCUGCUAUAAUACUAAGCGACGGGCGUUGGUAGUAAACGUGAAGCAGUGCAUCAAUUUGAUACCAAUGGACAACAACGGCAGCUCGGAUCCAUUUGUUAAGCUACAAUUAAAACCUGAUUUACAUAAAAAUAAAAAAUAUAAAACAGGUGUCAAAUGGCGCACACUGAAUCCGAUAUAUCGUGAAGAGUUCUAUUUCGAAUCGAGUCCACAUGAUUUGAAUAAGCAAACAUUGAUUAUUACCGUUUGGGACAAGGACAUUGGCAAAAGUAAUGACUUUCUGGGCAGCUUGAUAAUCGGUUACAAUAGCAAGGGUGAGCGCUUACAACAGUGGCUGGAUUGCAUAAAAUUGCCGGAUCAUUUCCAUGAGAAAUGGCACUGUCUAUCAGGUGAACAUCCAACGCAUUAGACAAAUGGCGGAGUAAAAUUGAAAAUUAAUAGGAACAAGUAUGCGCAGACUAAAAAAAUUUAACAAAUAAUCAAAGAUACAUAAACAAAGACCUGUUAAAGAAUAUUAUGAAUGUGAAAAAUAUAAAUACAUAUGCAUGUGUGUAUGUAUGUGGCAGCUUGCCCAGCGCAUUUACGUUUACAUAUGUAUGUAUGUAUGUAUGUAUGUAAAUUUGAACAUGUACUUCUGUAUUAUGUAUGCAUGUAAUCCACCCACAGAAAACGUUGCCAAAAAUUUAAAUAAGUAUUCUAAUUUAUUUUCUUAUACAAGCUAAUAACGCAUAAAUACAUAUAUAACUUAUGUGGAUAUAACGAUCCCAGUGCUGAUUUGUCGUCUUCGCCAUCAUCAACGUCAACACCAACCCUCACCAUUCAGCAUUUAUUACCCCAAUUUUGAUGCAUUAUAUUGUAUAGUACGUACUAUAAAUUGUUUUUAAGUGUCCUUAAAUGGGUUAAAUAAGCAUCAAUCAACAAACACAUACAAACAUAUUAUAAGUAUAAAUAAAACAACUAAAAAUCAAAUCUACUACAGCUAUGCAAGAAUAUUUGAAUGCAUUGAGAGUUGAAUAUGUUUUUUUGUUUAUCAUACUUUAAUGAUGGAAUAAAAUAUGGGGAAUUGGUACUAUAUCUACUAUGAAUAUUGCAAAAAUGUGUGUUGUUAUUUUUAGAAACUAAUCGAAAUGGGCAUCAACUGGGCGAAUAUCACAAGUAUGGCAUAACAGGUUUAUUAUUCAUGCAUAGGCUUUGUUAUAUGUAUGAAUAUAUAAUAUGUGAAUAUGUACAUAUGUAGAUCGAAUUUCAACUUUUGUUUAUGCCCAGUUGAAGCACUAUUUUCACUUUACAUUUCGACAAGCAGUCAAACGCAAAUAUUUAACUUAUUUUUAAGUAAUUCUUAUUGAAUGUAGCGAAGAUUUAUGACAGCGGUAAUCAGUGUUAAGGUGUGUGAAAUUGGGGAAAGCUAUAGACCCCGCAGGAAAAUUCGGAACUAAUGAAAUGAAUUUCUUUUUUUAAAUUAAUACUAUUUAGCGAAUAAUAGCAACUUGAUGUAAUGGUUCAAGUCGUACUGGAAGGAGUUGAUGCUUUUUUGAAUAAAAAAAAAAAAAAAACAAAAAAGAAAUCAAAGAAAAAAAUUAAUAUUAAAAAAUAACCCAAAAAAAAAAUCUAAAAUUAUUGUAAUUUUAAAUAUGUAUACAGAAAUACAUAGGUUCGCAUCUAUCAAAUCAACAUCAAAAUGAAAACGUUUGUUUUAGUAUCGGUCACCCCUCGGCAACCAAUGGCAAAUCUCCGAGUGUAUUUCUGAGAUGAGAAAAGCUCCUCAUAAAAAAUAUCUGCCGUUCGGAGUCGGUUUAAGACUGUAGGUCCCUCCAUUUAUGAAACAUCAAGACGCACGCCACAUAUAUGAGAAGGAACUCGGCCAAACACCCAAAAAGGGCGUCAGCGCCAAUUAUAAAUCAAAAUUAAAAAUGCAGAAAUUGCCGCAAACUGUUCUACGUUGCCGGCAUGACAUUUCCCAGCAGUCCGUUCUACGUUACCGGAACGACCUGGAUUUAUAUCCGGCCAAGGACUGUCAUUCCAGCAGCACAUUGUACUGCAAAUUGCUGCUACAACAACAACAAAGUCUUCUUUUACGCUAUCUAAGAAAUACAAGACGAUUAUUAAUUUAUAUAGCAGCAUCUGAUUAGAAUAGUAAAUUGAAAACUUUGAAGCCGCUUUUCUCGAAAUUUGUGUUUUUUGGACUAUGACACUCU